Molecule: messenger RNA, 1182 nt
Organism: Dictyostelium purpureum
Lineage: Eukaryota; Evosea; Eumycetozoa; Dictyosteliales; Dictyosteliaceae
Exons: 2
Coding region: 1-1182 (393 amino acids)
Biological process (GO): formation of cytoplasmic translation initiation complex; formation of translation preinitiation complex; translational initiation
Cellular component (GO): cytosol
Molecular function (GO): translation initiation factor activity; eukaryotic initiation factor eIF2 binding; GDP-dissociation inhibitor activity
Source: RefSeq, a predicted model, not a curated record
AUGGCACAAUUAGUUAAUAUUCGUCGUAAUGAACCAGAUCCAUUCUAUAGAUACAAGAUGGAAGUUUUACAAGGAAAAGUAGAAGGUAAAGGUAAUGGUAUUAAAACUGUAAUCGUAAAUUUAACAAAUAUCGCAAGAGAUUUAGAAAGACCACCAGAAUAUAUUACCAAAUAUUAUGAAAUUGAAUUCAAUACCAAAUCAAAUAUUGAAGGUGAUAAAUAUUCAAUUAAUGGCCAGCACUCAAAUGAAAGAUUAGCAGAUGUUUUAGAUGGAUUUAUUAACAAAUUCGUUUUGUGUGCAUUCUGUAAAAAUCCAGAAACAAGAUUUGUUAUUAAAAACAAAGCUAUUGAAUUCAAAUGUGCUGCCUGCGGUAAAAGAGGUCCAGCUGAUAUGAAACAUAAACUUAGCAGUUAUAUCGUCAAGAAUCCACCAAAGGCUUCAACAUCCAAAGGUUCAACCCAUGAUGAAGCUUUAGCUCAACAACCAGGUCUCCCACCAGUUUCUACCACUGGUUCAUCAUCAACAGUUAAAAAAGAGAAAAAGAGCAAAAAGAAGAAGGAUGAAGACGAAGAUGACGUUGUUUGGCUCACUGAUACAUCAGAAAAAGCUGCUGAAGAAAGAAAGAAACACUUUUUGGGUGAUGCUACAUCCGUCGUUGCUAAUAUGAUGGCUGAUGUCGAUAUCUCUUCAAACAAAGGAAAAGAGGAACAACAAGAGGAAGAACCACAAGAUCCAGUUUCAUCAAUUACAGCUUUCCUUGCCUCAAGUCCAUCUGACCAAGAACUCAUGGAAAAACUUGAUUCAGUCCAAGAGGAAUUUGAAUUAAGAAGUUCUGCUACUGCUAAAGCAGCCAUUGAAGCUUUGGGUCAAAAUGCUGAAGGUACUGUUAAACUCAUCAAAAAUCAACAAGCUCUCAUCAAGAAAAUCUCAAAGAGAAGAGAUGGUAAAUUAGGUAUUCUCUUAGGUCUUGAGGAACUUUGCGUUAAAGACGAUGCUCUCUUAAAAUCAAUUAUGGGUAUCUUAAAGAACUUGUAUGAUACCGGUGUUCUCUCUGAAGAAAAUAUUCUCAAAUGGUACCACAACAAAGCUAAAUCAAAGACUGUCAUCAAAACUUGCAGUCCAUUCAUUGAUUGGUUAGAAAAUGCUGAAGAAGAAGAAGAAGAUGAAGAAGAAGAUGCUUAA